Molecule: messenger RNA, 4873 nt
Organism: Oryzias melastigma (Indian medaka)
Lineage: Eukaryota; Metazoa; Chordata; Actinopteri; Beloniformes; Adrianichthyidae
Product: serine/threonine-protein kinase PAK 4
Exons: 9
Coding region: 1547-3622 (691 amino acids)
Biological process (GO): protein phosphorylation
Molecular function (GO): protein serine/threonine kinase activity; ATP binding
Source: RefSeq, a predicted model, not a curated record
GUUAUAGUUUACUUGUUAGAAUUUUGACUUCUCAGUUCUACAGAACAUUUGAAUGACUCAGCUCAGCUGGUUUGGGCAAUUCAAAUUAUUUUUGUGACAACCACUAAGAAUGGGGACACAUUACAAAACCGUUUUAGUAGUCUUACAGCUCUGAUCCCAAAAUAACCACAUCAAAUAUGCAAAGCAAGACAGUAAAAUAUAGCCGCACCAGCAAACAUGAGCAUCAGGAUGAUGACAACGAAGACAUUUGCUUCUUGAGAUUUACUGGAGCGAUUCCAUUCCACCCCACCAACAGGCAAUCGCCUCAUUGCUUGCAGAUUGGGGGGUUUUCACAUGACUUUGUUUUAAUGGUUAGAAGGAACAUCCCGGUUCUUGUCUGUUCUUGCAUGUUGGUAAAUAUUUUUCAUGCUGCAUGCAUGCCCUAAAUCUGACUCACUCUUAGAUGCAAUUUCUGCACGACUUGACCCUAAUACAUCUUCCUGCUUUGAGUCUUGUCCCAGCAGCUCUAUGAAUUAUUCAGGAAAUGAUUGUAGUGAAACGAAAGGGGGAAUGUUUUACUCGACUAAUGAUGCUGGAUCUGGAUGGAGGACCGGAGCGCCGAGUUGAAACUCGUCCACAAUGAUUUUUGGGUCAAAAAAAAAAAAAAAAGAAAAGGUUGUGAGGCUGGAAUUGCUUUUCGAAUAAAAGUGGUCCCGCACCCCCUUUAUGAUCAUCCAGAUACAGCACCCCCCCCCCUCCCUCUGCCAUCUGCCAUCCCUGACUCUGUCCCUCCAUAGAUAAUGCAUUUGACUGAACAGCAGCAAAGUGGGUGAAGCAACCCACCCAUGUGUUCUCAUGUCACCCACAUCCAGGGACGGCGGGGGGAGGGGGGGCAUCUCAGGUGAUGAGGUGUGGAGGAGCUGCCCUUGCCUAAUAGUCACCGGAAACCAGCUUAACACGCACGCACACGCAAACUGACAUAAACACACACAGCUAUCAGUUCUCCUGCAACCCAAUGAGGGAAUGGGAGGAGGCGGUGAAGGAGGGAAGUGAUAAAGAGAGAGGGAGGUGGGAGGGGGUGUGUGUAAGAGACGGCAAGCUUAAGAAGGAGAGAAAGAGGGAAGGGGGGUGGAUGGAUGGAUGGAUGGAGCUAUUUGGUGAUAUUCCCUUCUCCUGGAUGCUGCCGUUCCUUUUCAUGGCUUUGUCCCUGCUUUGCGCCGUGUCUGUGGGAGCAGACACCGGUACUCAGCCACAGAGCCGGGGAUGAAUCAGCUCCAACAAAGAGCCUUUGAGAUGGCUGCGUGUGCCUGGAGGGAGGAACGCAUCAGGCUUUCCCAGGCAAGCGGCAGCCUGCAGUGUGCUCCUGCUUGAGAGCCAGCCCUCCUCGUCGUGGUGUGUGUGAGAGCGGUUUAUGGCCGUGAGUGUGUGUCUGAAUGUGAGUGAGCGCUGUAUAUGAGUGCACAUUAGUCCUGCUUCCAAUCCCUCCUGGAGGAGAGCAGCUCUCCUCUUCAGUGGACGGAAAGGGAAAAUUUGAGGCUGGCAAGCAGUUGUCCUUCCAGACCUGAAAAUGUUUCGUAAGAAAAAAAAGAAGAGGCCUGAGAUAUCGGCGCCAAAGAACUUUGAGCACCGCGUCCACACAUCAUUCGAUGCCAAAAGAGGCUGCUUUGUGGGCCUGCCGACCCAAUGGCAAAGCCUGAUAGAAAACCUGCGCAGGCCCAAGCCCAUGGUGGACCCCUCCAGGAUCACAGAAGUUGAGCUGAGACCAAAAAAGACCAUAGUACGUGGGAGCAUGAUUGGUCACGGAGACUACAUCGCAGCCAUGAUCAAUGACAUGAGCCGUCUGUCUGUGACCAGCUCCAACUCUCUGAGGAAGAGUAGCCCGUCGGCCAGGAAGAGAGCUCAAUCUCUGGGAAGGCUUGGGGAGGUGAAUGAGGGAGACGUCUAUCAGUACGAGGGCCUAACGCAGGACGAUGACGAUGAUGAUGAAGACCACUGGAGGGAAAAAGCCAGGAAUAUCCACAGUGAGACCAACACCCCUUAUUUGGGCAUGAAGAAGAGCAUCACUCUGCAGCCAAAUGGGAUCUUGCCAAAGGCCACGUCCACCUAUGAAGUUGGAGUCAGCUCCCGGGAAGGACCUUCCUUGCAGUCUCAGAGCAUUCCACCACCAAGUCAUGCGGCUUUUAUGAGUGGGGAGAUAGGGAGUCCUCAGGAACGAGUGAUUUGGAAAAGAGAUAUCCAGCUGCCCAGGGGACUACCACCUAACCAGAGACCUGUAGCUUGUUUCUACACCCCUGUGAUGAAUGUGCAGCAGGCGCAUGGAGAUCAGGGAGCGAUCACUACGGAUCUACGCCCCAACCUUCCAAUGUACAUGCAUCCACAAAACAGUCCGGGCCGGCCUUUCUCCUCCUAUGACUUAAAAGCGGACUCGACUGUGAGGUACCACUCUGGAUUUCUGCCCACUGGCACCAGCAGUCCUCUGGUUGGAGGAAUCAGGCCUCAGAGAACAGUGCGCUCCUCAGCCAGCUACACUCUAGGUCUUUCUCCUAACAUGGGUCUGAGGCCCAGUGGACCGGAGCCUUUCCUCAGACACUCUGGAUGCCCAAACCCUCCCUACCCCCGACAGGACAGCCCUUCCCAGCCCCGACCUUCCCCCACAGGUUCAUUAGCCACUAGUCCUCCAGGUACCUGCUCCCCAGCCUUUAGGCCACCACAACACCCCUCACCCAGACCACCCCCCGACCCGCCCAAGGUGACACAUGAACAGUUCAAGGCAGCUUUGCAGAUGGUGGUUGACAAGGGUGAUCCAAGGACUUAUCUGGAGAAUUUUGUGAAGAUUGGAGAGGGCUCAACGGGGGUGGUGUGUAUCGCGACGGAGAAGCACACAGGAAGGCAAGUGGCGGUAAAGAUGAUGGACCUGCGACGUCAGCAAAGGCGGGAGCUGCUCUUCAAUGAGGUAGUCAUCAUGAGGGAUUAUCAGCACAAGAACGUGGUGGAAAUGUUCAAGUCUGCCCUGGUGGAGGAGGAACUUUGGGUAAUCAUGGAGUACCUGCAGGGUGGAGCGCUUACCAACAUUGUGUCUGAAACCAGGCUGAGUGAGGAGCAGAUUGCCACAGUAUGUGAAGCAGUUCUGCAAGCUCUGGCCUACCUCCACUCACAGGGAGUCAUUCACAGAGACAUCAAGAGUGACUCUAUAUUACUCACAUUGGACGGAAGGGUGAAGCUUUCAGACUUUGGAUUUUGUGCUCAAAUCAGUAAGGAUAUCCCGAAGAGGAAGUCAUUAGUGGGGACCCCUUAUUGGAUGGCUCCGGAGGUUAUCUCCAAAUCACCAUAUGGCACUGAGGUUGACGUGUGGUCUAUGGGUAUCAUGGUGGUUGAGAUGGUGGAUGGAGAACCCCCGUAUUUCAGUGAAACCCCUGUGGCAGCCAUGAAGAGGCUCAGAGAUGAGCUAGCUCCAACAGUCCGAAACAUCAGCCAGGUGUCUCCAGUUCUGAAGGACUUCUUGGACCGCAUGCUCACUCGAGACCCCCUUGAGAGAGCCAGUGCCACUGAUUUGCUGGAGCACCCCUUCCUGCUGCAGAGCGGCUCGCCUCAGUGUCUGGUCCCACUGGUGGAGCAGUAUCGCAAGCGCAUGUCUCGAUGCUGACCCCUCGCAGCUCUCUUCUAUCAAACUUCAGCCUGGCCUGCCUCAGAAGAGCGUAGGUUCUAGUUCGUCUAGAACCAGGCAAAUGGGCUAUCAGCUCCAGAGAAGCAAACCCAGGAGGCAUUUUGCUGCAGGAGCGGCGGCGGUUGACAGACAUGGCCGACAUGGCUUGUCAGACACCCUUUCAGGAGUUAAAGGCGGCAUGCAAGUCUUCACCUUUCCGCUGAGUUUGACCAGAACAAGGAUUCCUUUUUUAUAACAUUUUGUGCGACUCACUACAAAGCAACAUGGUGCAUAAACUACUAACAGCAAAAAUCAAUACUCCUUUUAAAUAUAUGUACCAAACCCAUGCUACUCUAAAAACCCUAGAUAGUGUUGUUAGUGGGCUCCAGUGCCAGCUGUGUGUAAAGCUUUUAAAGCUGGUACUAGGGGCAAAAACAUGAUAGGCCAUUGUGAAAGGAUAGCUACCCUUUAUGCACACUCAGUAGAGAACAAGCUGACUGACACACUCUUUGCAUGGCCAAAUGGAGGCACACCUGGCCUGAUGUGAAUGCUUGAAUACGUACCAAACUGGGAUGUGAAAGACAAUUCUCUCCUAUUAGCAUAAUAAAUGGGUAGAUAAAAGCCCAGCUGCUACUGUUAGGCUACUGGAAAUAUCCCCAGUACCACGUUCUUUUAUAAAUAUAUAUAUAUAUAAAUAUAUUUAUUCUUUAUUUUCAUAAGACAUUAUUGGUUGUUUGUACAAUGUGAAGUUGCAAAUAAGGCUUCAUAAUUAAGUAUGGACUUGAAUUGACCGUGUAAAUAAAGCGACAGACUGCUGAGUCUGUGCACCAGCUGAUUUGCAGCCGUAAGUUAUAUAAAAAUUAUUUUGAAAUGUUAAUUUUAUUCACUGAAACGUGAGUGCAUUGACACGUGUGUGUGUGUGUGUGAGGGCACAGGUGUUUAUUUUUCGAGUCUUUGCUUCUGAUAAAACCCUCUGUGAAUUGUGACAGACUUUGGGGGAUGGGGGGUCACUGUUGAGGAUGAUGUGUUUAACUGCAUUUGCAUUAGUUUGCCUAGAUAAAGCACACGGGCCUAGCAUGUAAUGCUGCAGGACACGAGAAACACUUUUUGCACAUAGUCUUUGUAUUCUCACACGGAUAUGUGUCGAUACCUUUCAUGUCUUUCUAUUUCUACGUCAAUCAUUCAUGAACAAGAGAAUAACACAUUUUAAUUUUGUAUAAAUCAAUAAAUAAUGUGUAUUGAAACAAACCA